Molecule: messenger RNA, 1080 nt
Organism: Lachancea fermentati
Lineage: Eukaryota; Fungi; Ascomycota; Saccharomycetes; Saccharomycetales; Saccharomycetaceae
Source: the annotation of a GenBank genome assembly
AUGGUAAAAGAAACUAAGCUGUAUGAUUUGCUUGGAGUUUCUCCAAGUGCAGGGGAAGCCGAAUUAAAGAAGGGGUACAGAAAAGCGGCUCUAAAGUACCAUCCAGAUAAGCCUACGGGUGACACAGAGAAGUUCAAGGAAAUUUCUGAAGCCUUUGAAAUUUUGAAUGAUCCUCAGAAAAGAGAGGUGUACGAUCAAUACGGUCUAGAGGCUGCCAGAAAUGGCGGCCCAGCUUUCAGUGCAGGAGGCGGAGGACCAGGUGGUAUGCCUGGCGGAGCAGGAGGAUUCAGUGGCGCUCACGCUUUCUCGCAAGAAGAUGCAUUCAACAUUUUCUCGCAGUUCUUCGGUGGUGGGUCCGGCGGUGGAUCUCCAUUCGGUUACGGAGGUGACGAUUCUUUCGGUGGAUUUUCCAGUGGUGGCUUCCCUGGCGGGGCCUCAGGUUUCACUUCCAGUGGCUUCCCAGGUGGUGGCACGCGAUUCCGUACCACUGGUGGUAUGCCUGGUGGUGGCAUGCCAGGUGGGUUUGGAUCUGGUGCAUCGUCUCCUCCACCGGAAGAGGAAACUGUACAGGUCAACUUACCUGUCAGUCUAGAAGAUCUAUUUACAGGUAAGAAGAAAUCUUUCAAGAUCACAAGGAAGGGCCCUGGCGGUACUCCUGAGAAACAACAAGUUGAUAUUCAAUUGAAACCUGGCUGGAAAGCGGGUACCAAGAUUACAUACAAGAAUGAGGGCGACUACAACCCUCGUACCGGCGGAAGACAAACGAUGCAAUUUAUUAUCCAGGAAAAGCCUCAUGAGACAUUCAAGAGAGACGGUAACGACUUGAUCUACACUCUUCCAUUAACUUUCAAGGAGUCAUUGCUAGGGUUUUCGAAGAACAUUCAAACCAUAGAUGGCCGCACUUUACCAUUAUCAAGAGUUCAGCCUAUACAACCGUCUGAGAAAUCGACCUAUCCAGGUCAAGGUAUGCCAUUACCAAAGAACCCUACUCAAAGAGGUAACCUAAUCAUCAACUACAAAGUUGACUACCCAACUUCCUUGACCGAUGCGCAAAAACGUGCGAUAUCAGAAAACUUUUGA